Molecule: messenger RNA, 1398 nt
Organism: Heterostelium album PN500
Lineage: Eukaryota; Evosea; Eumycetozoa; Acytosteliales; Acytosteliaceae
Exons: 1
Coding region: 1-1398 (465 amino acids)
Source: RefSeq, a predicted model, not a curated record
AUGACAACAAAAGAGAUAUUAGAUCAACAACAAUUAUUUAGUAGAGAUGAACUUGAGAAUAUGAAUAGAAAGGAAUUGGAGAAUUUAAUGGUUAAAUACUCUAUUAAAUAUCAUGGAUUACAGAUACGUAAAACGAAACCGAAAUUGAUCGAACUAAUAGAGAAAUAUCAAGAUCAAAUCAUCGAUUUGAAGUCAAAGUUAGUGAUAGACAACUCUAUGGAGCAAUAUCAUCGUGGAACUGUUGAAUAUCGAUUGCCAACAUUGAUCAUCAAUCGAAUCAUUCGUGAUCUCUGGCAUGAUGAUAUCUACUUUUCUUUAGGCAAACACUGUCUUCGCUCAAACUACCGAUGGCUGCUCUCUAUUGCUCUGGUUUCAAAAGAGUUCUUCAAACUGAUAUCAUUGUUGUUCACUCGCUUUGCACAUGUAAAUACUGCAGAUUUCCAAUCUAACAAUCCUUCGCAACAUCUCAUGAACAGUGUCGCCAGUAGGUUCUCGAUUCUCAAGAAUAUCAGUCAUCUGACAUUAUCGAUGAGCAUUUUCGUAGAAAUCAUCAACAGAACAACAUAUAAAUCGGUUGAAAUUGGUCUUAUUUUCAACAGAGUAAGAACAUUACGGUUGAAAAACUACGUAAUGUUUCAAGAUGAUCAUUGUAAAUCGAUUAUUCAACAUAUGCCAAAUCUAGAAUCACUGACCCUUCCUACAAUACCGAUUGGCAUUGACAGCAACAAGAAUUUAUUUGAGUUGCUGAAAGAGAUACCCAAACUGACAUCACUCGACUUGUCAUUCACUAUAUUCUUCAAACUUGAUUUCUCUAUUGAAAUGAUUUCUAGUUCCAUUCAAAAGUUGAAACUUCCAAUUGUUCAUAAUUUCAAACUUUCAGACACCCAUCGAAUUACAACAUUAGGAUUAUCAGGAUUAGAUUGUCAAAUGAUCAAUAGUCAGUUCAAGCAAAUCACCAAACUCAUAUUUUUCAACGAGAUCAGCUCGGAGGCUGAGAAGAUCUUGAAAGUACUGUUAUGUUCACCAGAUUGUAAAGUUAAUACUCUCUAUGUACAUAAUGGUAAAUGGAUAGAUGAGGUGCUUGGUCAGAACCAAACAAUAACGACACUCGAUAUCACAGAUGAUCUUGAGACCACCUUCAAAGCAUCAUUGAAAUCAACAUCGAUCAAACUAUUUAUUUUCUUGAAAAGCAUCUUCUUCCCAAAUGAUAGCUAUCAACAAAAGAUCGGACAAGCAACUGGAUAUGUACACUACAAAUCUAAAAAUAGAAAUGUACACCAACAGAAAUGCUAUGCCAAGAAGAUCUACCAUGCUUCUCAGAACGCCAAUGACAAUAAAACAAUAGAAGCAACAUAUCCAAAUAUCAAAUUUUUAUAUUUUGUUCCAAAGGAGGUAUAA